AUGGAGAUAACCAAUCGAAGCCGAGAGUUUUCACCAGACCAGAAUAAUGAUACCAGUCAGAAGGGAGAACUCGAGAAUGUCCCUGAACCGAUAAUCAGUAAUAUGCCAGAUGCCGACGAAGCUCCUGCUUCUUUCAUGGGAUUCGAUCUCGAUACAAGCACGAUUUUCACAGCCUUCCGUUCAGACUGGAUAGUUGUCGAGUCCACGAAUGUUCAUAUUUGCGCAGACAAAUGUGCUAUGACAGAGUAUCAUGAAUAUGGGCCAGAUGAGGAAACAUUUGAAUGGAUAUGGCUUGUCGGAGAAGUCCACACGAAGUCCCGGGCUAUCGGAAAGGGCAAGGCUAAUAUCAACCUUGUACUCGAGGGAGGCAAAACUAACACUCUGUCGAUUGAUUGUUUUUACGACCCGAAGUCAAUAUUCAGUAUUUUCUCAACUGAAAAGCCCCUUCAAGAUCGUUUCAUUUUUUAUGACGAUGAGAAUCACACCUUUCACGAUUUAAGGAACAAGAUGCAAGUCAUAGGACACGCUGUUGAAGAAAAUGGAUAUCCCUUCCUUAAGACAACUGAUUCAACCAUCAAGGAAAGGUUCCUACAAUAUGUAAGAUCUAAAUGCAAGUAUCCGGAAAAGGCUGCCUUGACCAUAGCUGAACUAAUCGGAUAA
Molecule: messenger RNA, 660 nt
Organism: Penicillium angulare
Lineage: Eukaryota; Fungi; Ascomycota; Eurotiomycetes; Eurotiales; Aspergillaceae
Exons: 2
Coding region: 1-660 (219 amino acids)
Source: RefSeq, a predicted model, not a curated record